AUGACUAUCAAAAGAGAGUUGGUGCUGAAAGCGGACCGGAAGCUGCCGCCGUACGCGUCUCUUCUUUCGUUGGCCGCCUCAGGAUUCUCUCUCGAAAAGUCGGUGAAAUUCGCCGAUGGACAGAGUUUGGAGCUCAAUUUGUGAGCACUUCCGCCACGGUUUUAGCAUUAACAUGUGAUUAUUUCAGGGACGGAGAGAAGGUGACGAAUGACAUCGAAAUCUCUAGAAUCAUUGCCCAAAGCACUCACGCCGAACGUCUCCUCGGAGCCAGUCUCGAAGAGUUUGCCUUCAUCGACAACCUCCUCAACAUCGUCGCCGGAGCCGUUCAGAAUCCGUCCGUCCUCCUUGACAAGGAGUUUCCCGCCAAGACUCUGGAUCAUGUGACGGCCGUCGAUUUCGCAAUCUUCUCUCUGGCUCACAACAACGCGGAGCUCAAGAAGAAGUUCUCCGCCAUCGUGGACCGAGUGCUCAGAGAGCCGACCGUCGCCGCUGCUCACAACCUCGUCGGACUCUACAAAGUGGCUGCCCCAGCUUCUGCUCCAUCCCAGAAGGGGGCUGCUCAAGGAGCUGCCGCCGGAAAGGAGAAGAAGAAGGACGAGGGAAAGUUCGUGGAGUUGCCGGGAGCUGAGAAAGGAAAGGUCGUGGUCCGAUUCCCGCCAGAGGCCAGUGGAUACUUGCACAUUGGCCACGCGAAGGCCGCCUUGCUCAAUCAGUAUUAUCAGCAGGAGUUCGAGGGACAACUCAUCAUGCGCUUCGAUGACACGAAUCCAGCGAAGGAGAACGCUCACUUCGAGCACGUCAUCAUGGAGGAUCUCGCGAUGCUCAACAUCAUUCCAGACAGAUGGACGCACUCUUCCGAUCACUUCGAACUGCUUCUAACGCAGUGCGAGAAGCUUCUGAGAGAGGGCAAGGCGUACGUGGACGACACGGACACGGAGACGAUGAGGAAAGAGCGCGAGGAGAGACAGGACAGUCGCAACCGAAUGAAUGCGCCGGAGAAGAAUCUGCAGCUGUGGGAGGAGAUGAAGAACGGAACGGCGAAGGGACUCACUUGCUGCGUGCGCAUCAAGAUCGACAUGAAGUCGAACAACGGAGCCAUGAGAGAUCCGACCAUCUACCGGUGCAAGCCGGAGGAACACGUGCGCACGGGACUAAAAUACAAGGUCUACCCGACAUAUGACUUCACGUGCCCUAUUGUCGACAGUGUGGAGGGCGUCACUCACGCACUCCGUACCACCGAAUACCACGAUCGCGACGAUCAGUACUACUUCAUUUGCGACGCGCUCGGUCUUCGUCGGCCGUACAUUUGGGAGUACGCGCGUCUUAACAUGACGAAUACGGUGAUGAGCAAGAGAAAGCUGACGUGGUUCGUCGAUGAGGGACACGUCGAAGGAUGGGACGAUCCGAGACUGCCGACUGUGCGCGGAGUCAUGAGAAGAGGACUGACUGUCGACGGACUCAAACAGUUCAUUGUCGCUCAAGGAGGAUCCCGAUCGGUGGUUAUGAUGGAAUGGGACAAGAUCUGGGCGUUCAACAAGAAGGUCAUCGAUCCUGUUGCUCCAAGGUAAUUUUUUUUUGAAAUCACGGAGAACUCGGAAAGAAACGAAUACAAUUUCAGAUAUACGGCCCUCGAAACAACUGCUCCGUUGGUCCCUAUCGAGCUCACCGACUCCAUCUCCGACGAGACGAGCUCUGUUUCGCUUCAUCCAAAGGCAAGCCAUUUUUCCUUAUAAUAUAUUUGAAGAAGCUAAUUUUCAGAACGCCGAUGUUGGAAGCAAGGAUAUCCACAAAGGAAAGAAGCUUCUUCUCGAGCAAGUCGACGCCGCUGCUCUCAGAGACGGAGAGAUUGUCACUUUCGUCAACUGGGGCAACAUCAAGAUCGGAAAGAUCGAAAAGAAGGGCAACGUCGUCACGAAGAUCACCGCCACUCUCCAACUGGACAACACCGACUACAAGAAGACGGUGAAGGUGACGUGGCUGGGAGACGUGAACGCCGAGGCGGGCAAGACGAUUCCAGUGGUUACUGCUGAGUACGAUCACAUCAUCAGCAAGGCGAUUAUCGGAAAGGACGAGGACUGGAAGCAGUUCAUCAACUUUAAUUCGGUGCACUACACGAAGUUGGUCGGAGAGCCGGCGAUCAAGAAUGUCAAGAAGGGCGACAUCAUUCAAAUCCAGAGAAAGGGAUUUUUCAUCUGCGAUCAGCCGUACAACCAGAAGAGCGAACUCAGCGGCGUCGAGACUCCACUGCUUCUCAUUGCGAUUCCCGACGGACACACCGGAAAGGAGGCCGAGAAGACUCAAAAGGCUCCAGCUGCCGGCACGUCUACGUCAUCGUCAUCCUCUGGAGCUCUUCAAGUCUACCAAGCCAUCGAGGCCCAAGGAACGCUCGUUCGAGAUCUGAAAACGAAGGACGCAAAGAGCCAGGCCACCAAGGAUGCCAUCGCCAAGCUUCUGGAGCUUAAGAAGCAGUACAAGGAGCUCACUGGAACGGAUCACAAGCCUGGUCAGCCACCAGCAGCUCCGGCCGCCCCUGCUUCGGCGCCAGCUGCUUCUGGCUCGGAUGCAGCUCUCGACGUCUACAAUCAGAUCGAUGCUCAGGGCAAUCUGGUUCGUGAUCUGAAAGGGAAGGAUGCCAAGUCGCAAGCGACAAAGGACGCCAUCGCCAAGCUACUCGAAUUGAAAAAGAAGUACAAGGAGCUGACAGGCGCUGAUCACAAACCAGGACAGCCUCCAGCAGCUCCAAUUCCAACUGCCGCCGCCGUCGCUCCAGUUGCUUCUGGAUCCGUUUCCGCUCUCGACAUUUACGAUCAGAUCGAUGCUCAAGGAGCCUUAGUUCGUGACCUGAAGGCCAAGGAUGCAAAGAGCCAAGCGACGAAGGAUGCGAUUGCGAAGCUUCUGGAGCUUAAAAAGAAGUACAAGGAGGUAACAGGCGCCGAUCACAAACCGGGACAGCCACCAGCUGCUCCAUCUCCAUCCGGAGUCGGAUCUGCAGUAGAUGUGUACAAUCAAAUCGACGCUCAAGGAACCCUUGUUCGUGAGCUGAAGACCAAGGAUGCCAAGUCUCAGGAGACCAAGGACGCCAUUGCAAAACUGUUGGAACUGAAGAAGAAGUACAAAGAGCUGACCGGAAGCGAUCACAAGCCAGGUCAACCGCCAGCAGCUCCCGUCGUCGCUGCUGCUCCAAGCACUUCCGCUCCUUCCGGUGGAGCCGCCAUUGCCCAGUCGAUUGAGGCCCAAGGAACCCUUGUUCGUGAUCUGAAAGGAAAGGAUGCCAAGUCGCAAGCGACAAAAGACGCCAUUGCCAAGCUUCUCGAAUUGAAAAAGCAGUACAAAGAGGCGACUGGGAGCGACUACAAACCAGGAGCUGCUCCGGCUGCCCCAGCUCAGGCCGCUGCCACAGCUGCUGCUCCGGCCGUGGACGAGGCUGCACUUCUGAAAGAGAUCGAGAAUCAAGGGGCAGUUGUGCGAGAUGCCAAAGCGAAGGACCCGAAAUCGGUAAAUUCUAGCUGUUAUUUUCAUUAAAUGUUGUUUUCUUUCAGCAAGAAUCGGCUAACGCCAUCAACAAACUGCUGGCUCUGAAGGCAAACUUCAAGAAGGUCACCGGCAAGGACUUCCCAGCGACAGCCAACGUCCAAUCGAAAAAAGGAAAGAAGAAGUAG
Molecule: messenger RNA, 3659 nt
Organism: Caenorhabditis sp. 36 PRJEB53466
Lineage: Eukaryota; Metazoa; Nematoda; Chromadorea; Rhabditida; Rhabditidae
Source: the annotation of a GenBank genome assembly